AUGCUAUAUAAUCACAACAAUUCAAAUAAUAUUAUGCUGAAUUUUUUUCACAGGAAAGACAAAAAUACUGAAAAUGCGACGAACAAAGAAAAAAAUAAUUCUGAUCACAAAAUUACAGAAUUUUUUCCUCUGCGUCGGAGCAAUCGAAAGACUGAGAAGCAGCUUGAGGAAGAAGAACGUAAUGCAAUGGAAAGUGCCAUCUUGACAGGUGGUAACGAAAAGUUUCUUGAAAUCUUCGAAUGCGAGAAAAAAGGUCGUGGGAUUCGUACUCUGCGAAGUUUUCAGAAAAAUGAAUUUGUUGUAGAAUAUAAGGGUAUAUUGGCGAGAAUCCGUGAACGGGAAUAUGCCAAAGAUGAUAAUAUUGGUUCAUUUAUGUAUUUCUUUAAAUAUCAAAAUAAGCAGUUUUGUGUUGAUGCUACUGAUGAAACGCCUUACAAAGGUCGUCUAAUAAAUCAUUCGGUCCUUAGGCCAAAUCUGAAAACAAAGGUUAUCGAACUGAAGGGAUUAAAACAUUUAAUAUUAAUCGCCAAACGAGAUAUUGAAAUCGGUGAAGAAUUACUUUACGAUUAUGGGGACCGAACACCUUGUACUGUUGCAGAAAAUCCGUGGCUUUUAAAUUCGUGA
Molecule: messenger RNA, 624 nt
Organism: Thelazia callipaeda (thelaziosis nematode)
Lineage: Eukaryota; Metazoa; Nematoda; Chromadorea; Rhabditida; Thelaziidae
Source: the annotation of a GenBank genome assembly